Gongylonema pulchrum is the source of this 319-nucleotide messenger RNA. The record is from the annotation of a GenBank genome assembly. NCBI's taxonomy places the organism in Eukaryota, Metazoa, Nematoda, Chromadorea, Rhabditida, Gongylonematidae.
AGAAAAAGAACUACGGCAUGAAGAAGAAAGGAAAAGAAGACGAAAAGAGAAGGAGCAACGGAGGGAAGAGCGUAAGCGGAGGGAGGAGCUGAAGGAGGCGGAACGAGAAAAGAGGCGAAAGGAGAAGGAGGAAAGGCGCGAGAGGAAAAGGAAGGAAAAAGAGGAACGACGUGAAAAGAGGCGGCAGGAGGAAGAGGAGCGGCGUGAACGGAAACGACAGGAAGAGGAGGAAAAACGCGAAGCGGAAAUGAAGGCAGAAGAGGAAAAACAGUUAAAGAAACAACGCGAAUCGGAUCGUUUUCGCUCAUUUUUCGACAUC